Apiotrichum porosum is the source of this 1035-nucleotide messenger RNA. Its product is annotated as methylglyoxal reductase (NADPH-dependent) gre2. The record is from RefSeq and is a predicted model, not a curated record. NCBI's taxonomy places the organism in Eukaryota, Fungi, Basidiomycota, Tremellomycetes, Trichosporonales, Trichosporonaceae. Gene Ontology annotation, molecular function: oxidoreductase activity, acting on the CH-OH group of donors, NAD or NADP as acceptor. Bases 1 to 1035 code for a protein of 344 amino acids. The transcript has 9 exons.
AUGCCUGCUGUCCCUCCCGGAUCCCUCGUCCUCCUCACCGGCGCGUCCGGCUUCAUCGCAACCCACACCGUCCAGGCAUUCUUGGACGCGGGAUACCCCGUCCGCGGCACAGUCCGCUCCAAGGACAAGGGCGAGUACCUCGCCAACCUCUUCAAGGGGAGCAAGGUCCCCUUUGAGUAUAUCAUCGUCGAGGACAUUGGCAAGUCCGGAGCGUUUGACGAGGCGGUCAAGGAUGUCGUCGGUGUCGCGCACACUGCCUCGCCGUUCCACUUCAAGGCCACCAACCCCGAGGAGCUCAUCCGCCCCGCCGUGGACGGAACCGUCGGCGUGCUCAAGAGCAUCCAGAAGCACAACCCCAAUGUCAAGCGUGUGGUGAUCACCAGCUCGGUGGCCGCCAUCCGUUCCGGCGCGCCCAGCCCUGCCGUCUACACUGAAAAGGACUGGAACGAGCAGUCGACCGAAAACGUCAAGAAGCUCGGCAGCGCGGCGAACCCUUCGGACAAGUAUCAAGCCUCGAAGACUCUGGCCGAGAAGGCAUUCUGGAAGUUUAUCGAGGACGAGAAGCCCUCGUUUGACGGUGCCACCAUCCACCCUCCCCUCACCAUGGGUCCCGUCAUCCAGCCUCUGGGCAGCAUCGAGCAGAUCAACACGUCGAACGGUAUUGUCCUCAGCUGGUUCCGUGACAACCACAAGCAAGACGAGAUCCCCCCCUCGGCGCCGUUCAACUGGGUCGACGCUCGUGACGUCGCCCAAGCCCAUGUCCGCGCCCUCGCUGUCCCCGAGGCGGGUGGCGAGCGCUUCAUCACUAGCGCCGGUCCCGCCGGUCCCAACGACUACGUGCUGGCCUUUGAGCGCUUCUUCCCCGACCGCACAACCUACCCCAAGGGCAACAAGGCCGAGGUUGCGACCUGGCACGCCAAGAGCGACCUUUUCGACGGCUCCAAGGCUGAGCGUGUGCUGGGCAUCAAGUACCACCAGCUCGACGAGAGCGUCAAGGACACUAUUGACAGCCUUGUCAAGAGGUACAACGUUUGA